Molecule: messenger RNA, 2423 nt
Organism: Gastrolobium bilobum
Lineage: Eukaryota; Viridiplantae; Streptophyta; Magnoliopsida; Fabales; Fabaceae
Product: cysteine-rich receptor-like protein kinase 42
Exons: 6
Coding region: 72-2090 (672 amino acids)
Biological process (GO): protein phosphorylation
Molecular function (GO): ATP binding; protein kinase activity
Source: RefSeq, a predicted model, not a curated record
AUAACUCUUUCCCACAAGUAGGGAAAAACAGUAGUUAAAGACUUAAAGCCAUAAUAACAUCAUAGCAAGAAAUGUUCUCCAAAAACAGUUCAAAUCCAAUCUACAACAAGAAGAAGAACCCAUCAUGGUUUCUCUUCACUAUAGUUUUCCUCUCAUCUUUACUACCCCACUCACUUUCUGAUCCAAGAAUCUCAGAAGCUGGACUCUAUUGUGGCACAUCCAAAGCCCCAUUAAAAGCCAACUACAUCCCAAGUUUCAUCAAAGAAAUGGAGAGCCUCUCACAGGUUGUUACCAACCACAACUGGGGCACUCACUUUGUGAACAUCUCAGGAGCCAUUCCAAUCUAUGGCUUUGCACAAUGCUUCAAAGACCUUUCUCACACUGAUUGCCUUCUCUGCUAUGCUGCAAGCCGCACCAAGCUCCCUAGAUGCCUCCCUUCUGUCUCUGCUCGCAUAUACCUUGAUGGAUGCUUCCUUCGCUAUGAUAACUAUAGUUUCUACUCUGAGGUCACUGACCCUUUGAUGGAUACAGUUAACUGCACCUCCCAGAAUGGUGUGGCUGUUGAUGAAGCUGAAAGGUUUGAGCUUCAGAAGAGUGUUGCUGAAGUGGUUGAUAGAGUUGCAGUGUUGGCUGUUGAUAAGGGAGGUGGGUUUUCUGUGGGAGAAGUUGAGGGUGUUUAUGCUUUGGCACAGUGCUGGAACACUGUUGGGAGUGAUGGGUGCAGAGAUUGCUUGAUGAAAGCUGGGAAGGAGGUUAAAGGUUGCUUGCCAAAGAGGGAAGGGAGGGCCUUGAAUGCUGGGUGUUAUUUGAGAUAUUCAACUGAGAAGUUCUACAAUGAAGAAGGUGCAGGAGAGGGUGGAAACUGGUCUUUAAGAAGAGGAGCCAUAAUAGCAGCAGUGUUAGCUGCAGCUGCAGUUAUGAUGCUUGCUUUCUCUGCCUGUUAUGCAGUCUUCAGGAAAUUAUCAAAGAUAAGAAAAGAAAACAAUAAUCUUGGUCAGAUUUCCUCUUCUAUAAGCAAAUCUAGCUUGAAUUACAAAUACGAAACUCUUGAGAAGGCCACAGAUUAUUUCAACUCUUCAAGAAAAAUAGGCCAAGGAGGAGCUGGUUCAGUUUUCAGAGGUAUUCUACCAAAUGGGAAAGUUGUUGCAGUUAAGAGAUUGAUCUUCAAUAACAGGCAUUGGGUUGAUGAGUUCUUCAAUGAAGUAAAUUUGAUUAGUGGAAUUGAACACAAGAACCUUGUCAAACUAUUAGGUUGUAGCAUUGAAGGGCCUGAGAGUCUCCUUGUGUAUGAGUACUUACCCAAAAAGAGUUUAGAUCAAUUUAUCUUUGAAAAGAACAAAACUCAGAUUCUAAGCUGGAAACAAAGGUUUAAUAUCAUUCUUGGAACAGCAGAAGGGCUUGCAUAUCUUCAUGGAGGCACUAAAAUAAGAAUCAUCCAUAGAGACAUCAAAAGCAGUAAUGUUCUUCUGGAUGAGAAUCUCACUCCUAAGAUUGCAGAUUUUGGCCUUGCCCGGUGUUUUGCUGCUGAUAAGACACAUUUGAGCACUGGAAUUGCUGGAACACUAGGUUACAUGGCUCCUGAGUACCUAAUUCGAGGACAACUUACAGAUAAAGCUGAUGUUUAUAGUUUUGGAGUACUUGUUAUGGAGAUUGUAUGUGGCAGGAGGAAUAAUGUCUUUAGAGAGGACUCUGGCUCCCUUCUACAAACUGUUUGGAAACUUUACCGAUCAAACAAAUUGGCUGAAGCUGUUGAUUCUUGCUUGGGAGGUGAUUUUCCUGAAACUGAAGCAUCAAGGGUGUUUCACAUUGGAUUGCUUUGCACACAAGCUUCUGCUUCCCUUAGGCCAUCAAUGGGCCAAGUUGUUUACAUGUUAAGUAAUUCAAAUGUAGAUGUUCCAACACCAAAUCAACCCCCAUUUUUGAACACUGGAGUGCUAGACUCAGAUAGCUCCAUUCGGUCUUAUAGCACAAGCAGCUUUAUAUCCAAUGCCUUAAAGAAGAUUGGUGUGUCCUACAGCUCCUCAGAGUCUUCUAGUUCACACAACUCAGUUGGGCCAUCAAAAAGUAAAGAACCAGUUAUCCAAGCUUGAUUUCCAAUAGAUUCAUAGGUUUUGGGAAGUCAUGUCCAUAUGUUGUUUAUUAUAAUUAGUAACAAAGUUUGAAAGAUUAGAGUUGACCAAAUACAUGUAAGAUAGCAAGUGAGCAAAGUUGAUUAAGGUUGAACAACAGUUCACUAACUGUAGAAAGAUGAUUAACGUGACAUGGUUCGAAGCCUCUUGUUUGCAAUGUUACCAUUAUUUUUAGGUUUAGUGGGUUUGUUUUAAAGGACACAAGUUAUGUGUUUUUAACAGUUUUAACUAUGUAUUUUGGAGAAUGUAUAGUUAUAAUAUUAAAGUUAGGGAUAAGAUUCGUUUACAAUUUUU